Molecule: messenger RNA, 1353 nt
Organism: Nerophis lumbriciformis (worm pipefish)
Lineage: Eukaryota; Metazoa; Chordata; Actinopteri; Syngnathiformes; Syngnathidae
Source: RefSeq, a predicted model, not a curated record
AUGGCGUCAACAGCAUGCUUGAGUGUGUUCAUAAUAUUGCUCUUCGUCUUCAGCUCGACAUCAUUGGCAUCAGUCUUCUUGGAUCCAAAUAAAGCACGCAAUGUCUUGGUGCGCACCAGGAGGUUCAACUCAGGCUGGCUGGAGGAACUGCAAAAGGGCGAUCUGAAGAGGGAAUGCUUGGAGGAGAAGUGCUCAUAUGAAGAAGCACGGGAGGUGUUUGAGCAUCAAGAGGCCACGGACGAGUUCUGGAGGACAUACAGUAUUCCAGACAGCUGUGAGUCGAAUCCCUGCUUGAACGGAGGAACAUGUUUGGUUUUGACGGCGUCUUACAACUGCCUUUGUCCACCUCACUUUAGUGGUCUUAACUGCGAGCACGACGACCGUGUCGGCCCAGUCACGUGCCUUCUAGAGAAUGGCGGUUGUGAGCACUUCUGUGAAGAAGUCGAGAGUGGCGGAGGACUCAGGUGUUCUUGUGCAGAUGGAUACGUUUUGAAUUCUGAUGGCCAGAACUGUGUGGCAAAAGAAUCUAUACCGUGUGGCGUGACUCCAGUCCUUCUGGAUCAGAACAAUACCAAUCACCUUGACCCUCGUGCUCGGAUUGUGGGCGGAAAAGAGUGCCCAAAAGGCGAAUGCCCCUGGCAGGUGCUGCUGCUUUAUAAAGGUAAAGGGUUUUGUGGUGGAGUAAUCAUUGAACCCAUGUGGAUCCUCACAGCAUCUCAUUGCUUGGAAGAUACUGAUUUGCAGUUUCUAGAUGUGGUUGCAGGUGAACACAACACAGCGGUAGAGGAGGGAACAGAACAGGUCAUCCACGUGUCUCAAAUCCUAAUGCACGAGAACUACGUAAAGGCGACGGCUGACAACGACAUCGCCCUGCUACGACUGGCCUCGCCCGUGAUUUAUACGCCAUAUGCCGUGCCGGUGUGCCUGCCCACUAAAUCUUUGGCUGAUCGUGAUCUUUGGGCUAUCCACAUGCACACGGUAAGCGGUUGGGGACGGAGAGCGGAGCAUGGUCCAACAUCACAUAUCCUGCGUCGCCUCAGGGUGCCUCGCAUACGUACCCAACAGUGCAUUGAAGAAAGUGGUGUGAAGAUCACGAAAAAUAUGUUUUGUGCCGGAUACCUUAUGGGCCGUGAGGACUCAUGUAAAGGAGACAGCGGAGGCCCUCUUGUGACGCAGUACAAAAAGACCACAUUUUUGUUGGGCAUCGUGAGCUGGGGGAAGGGCUGCGCCCGGCCAGGCCAUUAUGGUAUAUACACGCGAGUCUCCAACUACCUGCGGUGGAUACAUAACCACACAGUGACACUACAAAUUUCAAACGGCACACAAUUUCCACUGCAUAAUCUGACCACCUGA